AUCCGAAGAGUCCUCUACUUCUGUAGAAGCAGCAGGCGCCGUCGGCUAAAAAAUACUUAUCGUACAACAUCGGUGCACAGGAUUUUAUGUUUAAAAUAUUAGUAUUUUAUAUUUGUAAUUGCAUUUAUAAUAAUAAUAAUAAUAAUAAUAAAAAUCGUCAUUUUAGCCUAGCGGAGCGUGCUACUGCUAAAUGACGCGUUAGCUUAGCAGAUUUGCUCCAUAGCAGCUAGUUAGGUAGCUAACGUACCUCUAACUGACUACUUACUAGAAUAAACCAUUAUGGCAACCCAGAGACCUCCAUCAGGCAGACCUAUGAGCCGGAGUUCUCUAGUCCCGGGGACUGCAAGACCACCAACUGGUGUCAGACCUCCACAGACAGCGGUCAGGGUGGGAACCGGGAUGGUGCCAGGUACUGGACGUCCAGGAACCAGGGCUGGACCCAUUGCCACGCAGGGUGUGUUAUCAGCUCAGAUUAAAGUCACCGAUCGUCCUGUCACUCAACAGGGUCUCAGUGGAAUGAAGACCGGCGGGAAAGGACCCCAGAGACAAAUUCUGGAUAAAUCCUACUACCUGGGUUUACUCCGGAGUAAAAUCAACGAGCUGACAACAGAGAACAGCAAGCUGCAGAAAGAGAUUGACGUCUUCAAUCAGGAGAACUCGGUUUAUCUGUCAUACGAAAAAAGAGCCGAAAGCCUUGCUGGAGAAAUAAAGGAUCUACAGGGACAACUGGCAGACUACAACAUGCUGGUUGAUAAACUGAACACCAACACAGAAAUGGAUGAAGUAAUGAAUGAAAUCAGCAUGCUGAAAGUACAGAACGACCGAGAAGCCCAAAGCAUAGACGCCAUAUUCACCGAGAGAAGAGAGAAGGAGGAUUUGAUCCAUGCUAUAGAGGAAGAGAUUGAAAGGGAGAAGCAGGCAGCAGAUGACAUCGUGAAAAAAAUGCCUCCAGAGAAACAAGCCAAGUACGCUGAGAUGAAAGCCGUUAACGAGGAGCUGCUACAGGAACUGGCAGCACGUCAGGACGAGCUGGACACACUGAUGACCAGGAAGGAAACACUGGAGGCUGAGUUGGAGCACUCUCAGGUAAAGCAGGAAGCUGUGAUUCUGUAUGAGAGGCUGCAUGAUCUGGAGCUGCGCCGAGACGCCCUGGAGGCAGAAGACAAGAACAUGAUCUCUCCACAGGAGGAAAGAGAACGUCUGCUGAAACAGGUGAAAGAAGAUAAUCAGGAAAUCGCCAGCAUGGAGCGGCAACUGACUGAAACGCGGGAAAAAAUCAACCGUCUCACGGAAGAGUUGCGACAGCUUGACCUGGACAUGGAGGACCAUCAAGGUGAACGAACCCAAAAGUAUAAAGAGUUGCAGAAAAAAGAAGAAGAAAUCGAUGCUUACCUGGAGGCGUUCGACACAAACCAAGAUCAGGCGAUGGAGAACAUUAAGGAGACCCAGGCUAGCGUCGUGGCUCUGCUGGAGCAGACUAGCAGGAUGAUGAAUCGUAUGAAUCAGCUGUCGGCCAUCAGUCCCCAUGAGCUCAAGUCCAUGCAGGAGGACCUCAGCUUCAAAGAGACGGAGAUGCAGAAAUCUCAGAGUACAGCCAAGGGACUGUCUUCUGAGUGCGAGCGUCUGCAGCAGGACCUGCUGAAUGUAGAACGCCUGGAAGGGAAAGUACAGGCAGAGAUGAAGUCUCUGAAAGAAAAGAUCCAGGAGAUGACUGAAGGACUGAAGACGUACAGGGAUCUAGAAGCACUGAAAGCCUCCGGAGAGCAGAAGAUGAAGAUGUUGCAGGAAGAACGGGUGUCUCUAAUGGAGAGGAGACAUGCCUUCAAGAAGAUUAAUCAACAGAUGAAUCAAGAAUACGAGACUCUUGCAGCACAGUUGCAGGAGAAUGAGACUCACACACAGCUGACAAAUCUGGAAAGGAAGUGGCAACACCUUGAACAGAAUAACUUUGUUAUGAAAGAGUUCAUCGCCUCUAAAGGCAUGGAGAGCGAUUACCGGCCCGUGAAGAAAAAUGUCACCAAGCAGCUGUCUGAAUACAAUAAGAUCCUCAUGGAUGCUUUGCAGGGCACCAAAAACUGAGCGCCGCUUCCUGCAUCCCUAGGCCGCCAUUACUACUUCAUCACUGACUCACUUCCCGUGCAGGACUGCUCUCCUACUCAACAUUCCAAAGGCAUGGCGCACGUGCCGUAGAGAUUAGAGAUGGUCCCGGGGGUGAAAAAAACACACUCUGUCUUUCUCGGAUUUAUCCGUGACAGCUCUUUGAUGGAGAGUGCAUGGCCACAGAGGCGUGGAGAAGAGAUAAGAGUAGGAAUCUGAAUCAACUAUAUGGGCAUUUAUACUGGAAUAUUUUUUAUUAAUAAUUCGUAAAUCCAGUUGUUAACUACUUUGAGUGGAAAAGUUAUUAUUACUUUAAAAUUUAAAUAAAAUUCUUUGCAAAGUACUGAAUGGAAGUGAUUUUACUGAUAC
This is a messenger RNA of Hemibagrus wyckioides, 2466 nucleotides long. It is a transcript of the gene ift74, whose product is annotated as intraflagellar transport 74. The transcript is spliced from 20 exons. The record is from RefSeq and is a predicted model, not a curated record. The coding region runs from base 280 to 2079 and encodes 599 amino acids. Gene Ontology annotation, cellular component: cilium; centrosome; intraciliary transport particle B. Gene Ontology annotation, molecular function: beta-tubulin binding. Lineage: Eukaryota; Metazoa; Chordata; Actinopteri; Siluriformes; Bagridae. Gene Ontology annotation, biological process: cilium assembly; intraciliary transport involved in cilium assembly.